Messenger RNA from Rotaria sp. Silwood2, 762 nucleotides. NCBI's taxonomy places the organism in Eukaryota, Metazoa, Rotifera, Eurotatoria, Philodinida, Philodinidae. The record is from the annotation of a GenBank genome assembly.
AUGGCAAAUAGAACAACAGCUAGUGCUUCAAGUGGACCACGACGUAAAUUAGCACUUGUCCUUGGCAUCGGUGAAUAUGAAGAAGGUCGAAAAUUACCAAAUGCAGAAAAUGAUGCAAAUGAUAUGUCAUUGGUGCUGGAAGGGAUUGGCUUCAUCGUUACAAAAAAACUACAUUUAACGUACACAGAAAUGAGACAUGUUCUUGUUGAUUUUGACGCCUCCAUACGAUCAACUGACAUGGUCUUAUUUUAUUUUGCAGGGCAUGGAACACAAUGGGAGAAUCAAAAUUAUCUAAUACCAAAAGAUAAUGCCGGCAUUGAUGGUGCAGAUUUGAAAAAACGUGCGAUUAAUGCACAAGACGUUUUGAACGAUUUAAGUGAUCGAGAUCCAUUUGUAACAAUAUUUCUGUUGGAUUGUUGUAGAACAUAUCAUGUACGUAAUUCUAAUUCAACUCCACGUGCGACGAAUACAAAUAAUCCUGAAUCAGAUGGUCUCAAAGCAAUGAAUGCUAAAGCUGGAGCAUUGAUAGCAUUUGCUUGUGCACCUGGAACAGUAGCAGAUGAUGGAAACGGGCAAAAAAAUGGUCUAUUUACAAAACAUCUUCUUAGGCAGAUUGUACUUCCUAAUCAAGAUAUUCGAAUGAUAUUAGCUGAUGUUACUGAUGGAGUAAUGGAGGAAUCAACAUCAAAACAAAUUCCAUUUCUCAGCGUUACAUUAAGGCACAGAAAUAUAUGUUUGUGCGAUCAAAAUUCAGGUGAGUAG